Aedes aegypti (yellow fever mosquito) is the source of this 2488-nucleotide messenger RNA. Its product is annotated as growth hormone-regulated TBC protein 1-A. NCBI's taxonomy places the organism in Eukaryota, Metazoa, Arthropoda, Insecta, Diptera, Culicidae. The transcript is spliced from 5 exons. The record is from RefSeq and is a predicted model, not a curated record. Bases 385 to 1386 code for a protein of 333 amino acids.
GUAAGUGUCGGAAUAAGAGCGUUCUGUGAUGGUCCAGCCAAUAGAUUGUUCUUUUCUUUUCAUAUGAGUGAAGUGCUCACAUUAAGUGCUCAAUGUAAUCUCAGUUCACGGUACCUCGCAUCACUGUUGUUAGUGCAGUCAACCGGUGUGACUGACAAUAUGAGUGCAGCGUGUUACUCGAUGGCGUCGUCGUCGCCGUAAGCGUCAGGAAUUAUCGUGUGAAAGUUGCAAAAGCGAUCAACCGGUAGCGCACAAGCAGUGGCGUCAUUCACUGUUGGUGUGCUCUUCUCUCCAGUCCACCCAGGUCAGAGUCAUACAUAGUUCGGACAAGUGGAAGAAUUGUCGCGUCAUUACCGAAACAAAUAGACAUCAUCCGAGAGCAGCAUGGCAGUUUCAAAAUUCAGUGACGUCGACGAGUAUGGCUUCAAGCGGGAACCGGACUUCGACUACCAGUCGUACGAGAACAUAAUGUCCAGAUACUACACGGUGCUGACGACGCGGAGCAUGAAGUGGCAAAAGUUCGCCAAAGAUGCGGACAUUCUAUCGAACCCUCGCAAGUUGAAACGCUUCGUCCGCAAGGGCAUUCCUGGUCCCCUGCGGGAGGAAGUGUGGAUGAAAUCGUCCGGUGCCUAUCGAAUGCAGCAGCAAGAGCCCAGUCUCUAUCAGACUUUGCUGCGGUACGAGUACGAUCAGGAAAUUUCGGACCAAAUCAAAAUCGAUCUUCCCCGUACCUUCCCGGACAACAUCCACUUCGAACAGUAUAAGCUCGGUCUAUACAACGUGCUGAUAUCGUAUGCACAUCACAACGUAGCGGUCGGCUACUGCCAGGGACUGAAUUACAUUGCCGGUCUGAUACUGAUUGUGACGAAGAAUGAAGAAUCAACGUUUUGGUUGCUCAAAGUGCUGGUUGAGAACAUCGUCCCACUCUACCACACCAAAAAGAUGGAAAACCUCAUUACGGAUAUCGACGUUCUCAGCGAACUGGUUAGGCUACGAGUACCGGAUGUGCAUAAACACAUCGCUGAUUUAGGACUGCCAUGGCCUGUGAUAGCCACCAAGUGGCUUAUUUGCCUUUACGCGGAAGUGGUCCCGACAGAGACCGCCCUUCGGAUAUGGGACUGUGUGUUUCGCGAGGGCAACAAAAUUCUGCUUCGAGUGGGCAUUACCAUCGUGAUACAACUGCGACAGGAAAUCCUUGCAACGGAUGAUAUUUCUACGCUAAUAGGCCUAUUUCGAGCGCUCGAGAAGAAUCCCAUCCUUAUGGAUUGUCAUCGGUUUGUGAAAAGUAUCUUCAAGCUGCCAGGGACGUUGAAACGAGCUGAAAUCGAUCGACUUCGAAGGCAAAUCUAUGAAGAAAGGAUAGCCAGUAAACAAAAAGAUUCCUAGGGGCUGGAGGACUAUAUCCUCAAGAGAUAUAGGCUGAACUUGGUGUAACCGGGAACCAAAAGGGUACCCCUAUUCAGUGCGUGGCCUUCGUAAGCAAGGAUUCAACGUUCCACAUUUCAAACGAUGUUUCCUGAGAAUUCAGUUCGCAUAGCAAAUGCUAAUUGAGUUUGCACUAGAAUCAGUUUCCGGGAAGCAUCAUUUGCAAUGAUAAUAAAAGCUGCCAGAUGAGCUCGGUUUCUGCUCAGCUCACCCGCUUCGACAGGAGUGCCGGAAAAUUAGAGAAUAUGGUUUAUGGAACACUUCCAGAUAAGCGAAAUAUGCAAAUUUUGCUCACGUUGACGACUCACUGGCUUUCACCGGCUGUGAUUAGCUGGUUCUUCAUCGUAAUUAAUUGACAUCAGAUACGUGUCACUACCACAGGUUUUGUUGCUCCAUAUUUUUUUCUGGUGCUCUUAUCAAGUUGAUAAAACAAAGAUAAGUACGUACAGCAUUUCAUAUGGUUUUAAACGUUUGAAAGUAAAUAUAAUAUGAAAGCUCGUCAAAUAGCGAUAUAUCGGUGAGAACAACGCGUUAGAAAACGUCCCAAGAAGUAUUUAUAUCGAAUAUUUGUACAGGCCUGCUCCAUUCAAAAUAAUCAAAAGGAUUUUCCAGUUUUAGGUAACGUCAGUAUCAUUCGUAAUGUUGUAGAUUGCACGAAAUCGCCAUAGUGUCUUGUGCGUAGAAUUUUCAAAUCGCCAGAAGAAUUAUCGCGCAGCUGGUACUGUCAUUGUUAAAACAAUAGCUUGGGACAUCACAAAAGAUAGGCUGGGGUACAAACGUUUCAGCAAAACUGUUCAUUGUAUCAUUAACUGAAGUGAGACCCUUAUAAUAGAAAACCCUACUUACUACUUAGUCAUUAGACGUGUUAGCAAAUUGAUAUGUUUAAGCAGCUACUUAGGACAAUAAUAUAUUUUGAAAAAUUAUCGUUGAAUAUAGAGGUGCACAUCAUUGCGAAGCAUAUGUUGGGUAAUUUUACAAUGUGAUUCAUGUUUGUUUUUGUUGUGUAAACUAUUGUAAGCAAACUACUUAUAGCUCAAAUAAAAUAUACUCCUUGAUGGAUGAA